This is a messenger RNA of Aaosphaeria arxii CBS 175.79, 720 nucleotides long. RefSeq names its product AhpC/TSA family protein-like protein. The transcript has 6 exons. Gene Ontology annotation, molecular function: thioredoxin peroxidase activity. Gene Ontology annotation, biological process: cell redox homeostasis; hydrogen peroxide catabolic process; cellular response to oxidative stress. The record is from RefSeq and is a predicted model, not a curated record. Gene Ontology annotation, cellular component: peroxisome; cytoplasm; mitochondrion. NCBI's taxonomy places the organism in Eukaryota, Fungi, Ascomycota, Dothideomycetes, Pleosporales. The coding region runs from base 88 to 591 and encodes 167 amino acids.
CCGAGACACAACUUCCUCUCAAUUGCUUCCGACUCUCACUCUACCAGCACUACUCAAUUUCUCAAUCCCAAACUUCAAUUGCUCAGUAUGGCACCUCUACAGGUUGGCGACGGCUUCCCGGAAGGGGUCAAGUUUGACUGGGUCCCUAUCAUUGACUCCGACCCCAAGACUUGCGGCCGUCCUCAAGAAUACGAUGCGAGCAAGGAAUGGAAGGGCAAGAAGGUGGUUCUUUUCUCCGUCCCCGGCGCGUUCACUCCCAGCUGCCAGGCCAACCACCUUCCUGGAUACAUUGCGAAGCUCGGCGAGUUCAAGAGCAAGGGUGUCGAUGUCGUCGCUGUCAUUGCCUCAAAUGACGCUUGGGUGAUGAAUGCUUGGGGCAAGAUCAACGGCAUUCAGGGUGAUGAUAUUCUCUUCCUCAGCGACACAAAGUCUGGUCUUUCCAAGAACCACGGCUGGAGUGCUGGCCCUGACCGCAAUGGACGUUGGGCCAUCGCCAUCGGCACUGACGGCAAGAUCGUCUAUGCCGACCACGAGGAGUCUCCUGGCCAGGUCACCGUCUCUGGUGCCGACGCCGUUCUUGCCAAGUUGUAGAUGUCACGCUGACUACAGCUUGAGAUAUGCACUUCAUGGACGGACUCAAACUUGGGUAUGAGAAGCCAUAAGCUGCAUCAUCAAAGAUAGACAGAAGCUUCAAGAAUGAAAUAAACAUCAAUUAAAACA